Solanum dulcamara is the source of this 900-nucleotide messenger RNA. Its product is annotated as G-type lectin S-receptor-like serine/threonine-protein kinase At4g27290. The transcript is spliced from 5 exons. Bases 1 to 900 code for a protein of 299 amino acids. The record is from RefSeq and is a predicted model, not a curated record. Gene Ontology annotation, molecular function: protein serine/threonine kinase activity; protein tyrosine kinase activity. NCBI's taxonomy places the organism in Eukaryota, Viridiplantae, Streptophyta, Magnoliopsida, Solanales, Solanaceae. Gene Ontology annotation, biological process: protein phosphorylation.
AUGGCUUACUCAAAUUCUGACAUAUGCGAGGGAGGAAGUGGAUGCUUAUUGUGGUUCAAGGAUCUACCUGACAUUCGGCAGGUACCUAAAGGAGGGCUAGAUAUCUACAUUAGAGUGGCUGCUUCUGAAUCAGAUGAUAGUCUGGAGCAAUCGAAUGGAAAGAAAGGAAAAUCACUUAUCUGGAUUCUGGCGUCAUCAGUUGGUGUAAUUUUGGUAAUCCUUAGCCUGCUGAUCACUAUAGAAGAAGGAAAAAGGCUUCAGAGCUCGAAAAGAAAGGGCAUACUUGAAGGACAGGAAAUAGCUGUCAAGCGGUUUUCUAGAACUUCCACACAAGGAGAAAAUGAGUUCAAGAACGAAGUUGUAUAUAUUGCCAAACUUCAGCAUAGGAAUUUGGUGAAGAUUCUUGGCUGCUUCAUUGAAGGGGAAGAAAAAAUAUUGAUCUAUGAUGGGUACCUCUCACCAGAAUAUGCAUUGCACGGGCUACACUCAGUAAAAUCAGAUGUAUUUAGUUUUGGUAUCUUAGUGCUGGAAAUCGUGAGUGGGAAAAGUAAUAGAAGAUUCUCUCAUCCAGACCAUUGCCUUAACCUACUUGGACAUGCAUGGAAAAUCUAUAAAGAAGGUAGGUCGAUAGAACUACUUGAUGAACGCCUAAGUGAUUCUUGUUCAACAUCUGAGGUGGUACGAUCAAUAUGUGUUGGUCUAUUAUGUGUCCAACAAUGUCCUGAAGAUCGUCCAAGUAUGUCGUCUGUGGUUGUGAUGUUAAACAAUGAAGGUGUAUUGCCACAGGCUAAACAGCCAGGCUUUUACAUAGAAAGAAAUUCAAAUGAAGAGUUCUCUUCUAACCAAUAUGCAAAUGUUACAGUGAGUGACACCCCAAUCACAAUAUGGUAUGCCAGGUAG